GCACUGAAGACCCCGCCCAGUCUGACAGCAGCAGCAGAACAAUAAUAAUAAUAAUAAUAAUAAUCAAAUGUCCGGAUAAAUCUGAAUGACCGGUUUAAUCUUAGAGUGUCUUUGUAGUUUUAGAGUUUGUUAAAAUGCCCCUGUUUGAUGGGCUCGUCAGCGGAGGAGAGAAAACCGCGAUUAUUAUUGAUCUGGGAGCGGCGUUUACAAAAUGUGGCUUCGCCGGGGAAACGGGGCCCAGGUUCAUAAUUCCGAGCGAGAUCCGGAAACCAGGACAGCAGCCGGUCAAAGUGGUUCAGUACAACAUCAACACAGAAGAGCUCUAUGUCAUUCUCAAAGAGUUUAUCCACAUACUUUACUUCAGACAUCUUUUGGUGAAUCCUCGAGACAGAAGAGUGGUCAUCAUCGAGUCCAUCCUCUGCCCGUCACAUUUCAGAGAGACACUCACCAAAGUUUUCUUCAAACAGUUUGAGGUUCCUUCCGUUCUCUUUGCCCCGAGUCACCUCAUGGCUGUGAUGACGUUGGGGAUAAACUCGGCUCUAGUGAUGGACUGUGGACACACGGAGACACUGGUCCUGCCUGUUUAUGAAAGCACCCCUAUACUUCCUGCUUGGGAGGCUUUGCCAUUGGGAGGAAAGGCUAUUCACAAAGAACUGGACGCACUUUUAGUGGAACAGUGCACAGUGGACACAGACACCAGCUCUGGACAGACUGUGGCUGCGGCAAUUGGGACCAUUCCUGAAGAUAUAGUUGAGGAUAUCAAAGUUAGAACGUGUUUUGUCAGUGACCUGCAGAGGGGGCUCAAGAUCCAAGACGCUAAAUUCAAUCCAGAAGCAGAGCGCCCGGCUCCUCCACCAGAUGUCGCUUUUCCUCUGGAUGGAGAGAAAAUCGUGCACGUCAAAGGCUCCAUCAGAGACUCGCUCAUGGAGAUUCUGUUUGAACAAGACAAUGAAGAAAAGAGCGUGGCCACGUUAAUUCUGGACUCGCUUGUCAAGUGCCCCAUUGACACUCGUAAAGUCCUCUCUGAAAACCUGGUUGUGAUCGGAGGCACUGCGAUGCUCCCGGGUUUUCUACACAGACUCUUGGCAGAAAUACGCCUCCUGGUGGAGAAACCGAAGUACAGCGAGGUGUUGGCGAGCAAAAGCUUCCGCAUCCACUCCCCACCGGCCAAAGCCAACUGCACCGCCUGGCUCGGAGGUGCCAUAUUCGGAGCGCUCCAGGACAUUCUGGGAAGUCGCUCUGUGUCCCGGGAUUAUUACAAUCAAACGGGUCGUAUCCCGGACUGGUGCUGCCUGAGCUCGCCGCCCCCUGAGUCGCUGUACGAGGCCGGGAAGACUCCGCCCCCGCUCAUGAAGAGGGCUUUUUCUACAGAGAAGUAACCACGGAAACAAGUCAAACAAGUGUAUUUUGUACAGUUAAAUUAUAAUGUGUUGUCAAACUAUUAACAGUUCAUAUGUUAAAAUAAACCGCAUUAGUUAAAGAUGCACUGUGUAACAUUUCUGGUGAUGUCUCCAUGGAGAUGUUACAGUUUAGGCUUGUCUGGAAUGUUCCGCAGUAUAGCAUUAAACGUGUCUAGCUUGUUAUUUUAUGUUUUUAUCGCUUAAAAAAACCCUCAAAAACAUGCAUGGUUAGUGUGAGCGCGGUCGCCUCUCCACAGAUCUGACCUGUAACUCGUCCGGAUGCGGGCACCUGCUUGUUUCCAUAGAGAUAGAUAUGUUACAAUGCCAUACUGUGGAACAUUCUAAGCAAAGCAAUAACAAAAAUGGAGUAAAACAGCUGCUGGACUUGGAGUCUCUUUCUAUAUAAACACCAGAAAAGUUACACAGUGUACCUUUAAAAUAAUAAUAAAGCAUUCAUUUACGUUGCAUUAUUCUUUCACUCCUCUUUUAGCCGCAGCUGCCCUGGGGCUGACUGACAAACAUGUGGCUGCCAAACCUUCAGAAAACAUUUGUAACAUUUGUAAAAAAAAAAAAAAAAAAAACUGUUUACGGCUCAAAUUUCCUUCUAGAAAAUUCAACUCUUGACAGUUUUACGCUUAAGAAAUGCUCCUGUAUCAGAAUUCACCAGUUUAAUCUACACUGUCUGGACAAAAAAAACGUCACACACUUUAAUAUUUCGUUGGACCACCUUUAGCUUUGACUCGCUGUGGCGUUGUUUCAAUAAACUUCUGCAAUGUCACAAGAUUUAUUUCCAUCCAGUGUCGCAUUAAUUUGCUGCACUGAUGUUUUAAUAAUGUCCUGGACAGUUCUUAACACAAUAUUAAUAGUUUCUUUAAUCUUAGAUGUUUUCUCUGCUUGAUGCCGAUGAUUCGACUCUUCUCAAACAUUUUUUCCACGACCACAACAAAUGAGAAUUGGCCCUUUACACCAGUUGGGGGUUAAAUAACUUGUACCGAUUUUCUUGGUUAAAUCCAGGUAGCGAUUUGUUUUGUUUUUUUGUCCAGGCAGUGUAUUUAUUCUCUUCGAAUCACAAAAGUAACAAACUAUUCGAUGUAACUUACACUAAAACACGACCAGUCAAAGAUUUGGACACAUUUCUUGUUCAGUGUUUAUUAUUUUCUUUAUUUAUUUUUUUUUACAGAUUUCUACAUUUUAUACACACAGAAAACACCAAAUAUCGGAAUAAGAUAUUUAUUUACUACACACAGUAAUUCCAUAUGUCUUACUUCAUAUAUUUGGUGUCUUCUGCGUGUAUAAAAAUGUAGAAAUAAGUAACAAACCCGACAGAGGGUGUGUCCAAACUACUGCAUGGUCGUGUAUGUUUGUGUAGUAUUUGUAUUUUAGUAGCUGCUGUUUAACUGAAAGCAGAAACGUAAAUGCCACUUGUGUAUUUUACUGCAGGAUUAAAUGUUAAGUACUGA
This is a messenger RNA of Periophthalmus magnuspinnatus, 2860 nucleotides long. RefSeq names its product actin related protein 10 (gene actr10). The record is from RefSeq and is a predicted model, not a curated record. The transcript is spliced from 13 exons. Gene Ontology annotation, biological process: retrograde axonal transport of mitochondrion. NCBI's taxonomy places the organism in Eukaryota, Metazoa, Chordata, Actinopteri, Gobiiformes, Gobiidae. Bases 135 to 1379 code for a protein of 414 amino acids.